AUGGGUGCGCGCGUCGCUUCACUGCAGGGGAAUAUUGACUUCUUACAAAAGCAGCAUAGAGAAACUCUGGAGAAAUUACACGGGCAAAUAGAUCGUUUAAAACGGGAAAAUAAAGGAAGUCAACAACACGAGGAGUUGCAGUAUAAGCUGAUAAUGGACCUUCCAAAGUCGAGUAGUAAAGGAUCCAGCCGUAGAAUCUGUAAGCACCAUACAGAGAGCAACAAGUUCCAGAGAGACAGAAGGAACUAUUUGGAACAGACUUUGGAGGAAACCUGCUCACAACAAGCCAGAGAGAUUAGCAGUCAUUUACAAAGUAGAGAAACCAGAUCCAAUUCCUUCACAGCCAACAGAACGGAAGGUCCUCCAGAAGCUAAAGCAGGGUUCAUCACUUCUCUACAGCCUCUAAUGAUCCAGUGUAGCCCCUCUCAGGUUCCUCGACCUCCCUCCCUACAGGAAUGUGAAGUCAUCAUACGCCAGCUAUACAACGCUAACAGCCUGCAGUCCCAGGAGAUCCUACGCGUGAAAGCUGUUCUCAAAGACAUUGUAUUCAACAAGAAAAUAACAGCAGAAAAUUACAUUUUGACAAAGGCUUAUCUUGGCGAUGGUAAAAGGUAAUUUCUGUAUUGUCAGAAAGCCUGACAAGACAAUGUCACCAUUCUACCAUUUCCUUAGACACACACACACACAC
Messenger RNA from Carassius gibelio (silver crucian carp), 688 nucleotides. RefSeq lists its product as uncharacterized. The record is from RefSeq and is a predicted model, not a curated record. Lineage: Eukaryota; Metazoa; Chordata; Actinopteri; Cypriniformes; Cyprinidae. The coding region runs from base 1 to 615 and encodes 204 amino acids. The transcript has 6 exons.